Molecule: messenger RNA, 4146 nt
Organism: Pieris rapae (cabbage white)
Lineage: Eukaryota; Metazoa; Arthropoda; Insecta; Lepidoptera; Pieridae
Gene: PIP4K
Product: phosphatidylinositol 5-phosphate 4-kinase type-2 alpha
Exons: 11
Coding region: 199-1617 (472 amino acids)
Biological process (GO): phosphatidylinositol metabolic process
Molecular function (GO): phosphatidylinositol kinase activity
Source: RefSeq, a predicted model, not a curated record
AACACACGAAAACGAGCUGUCAAAAAGUAGUUUGGCUGUAUAUUCAUGGGUGUCGAGUUUCUUUGAAUAAAUUCUAUAAUUUUUUUAAUUCUGCUGAUUCUAUCAAUUAUGAGUGUUGUGAAAAUGGUAUAGAUAAGCUUCUGUGUGUAAGAACUACUACUUACAGGCCUUGCACGUCUCCGUGUAAACAAAUCCAAAAUGUCCGUUCCUACUACAGGAUUGAGUAAAUUGAAAAAGAAACACAUUCGUGUGAAACACCAGAAAGUGAAAUUAUUCCGUGCUAAUGAACCUUUACUCUCUGUUUUUAUGUGGGGUGUUAAUCACACGAUAAAUGAACUUAGCCAUGUCUCGAUACCUGUAAUGUUACUUCCUGAUGAUUUCAGGGCAUAUUCUAAACUUAAAGUUGAUAACCAUUUGUUUAAUAAAGAAAACAUGCCAUCACACUUCAAGGUAAAGGAGUACUGCCCUCUCGUCUUCAGGAAUCUGCGAGAGAGAUUCGGAAUAGACGACCUUGAUUAUAAGGAAUCAUUGACUAGGUUUAGAAAACCAGAUAACUACCUCCGCUCGAGAGCCAGACAGAAGUAUAUUAAUAAGCUGCGACGUUCGGCCACAGCGCCGUCUGGUGUUACGGAGAUGAGGAAUGGACAAGAGAGCCUCCGAGAUGCUUGCGAUCUGCUCAAAUAUGGCCUGAGUAUGAAUCUGAGGCUGAGGUCGCAGCCGAUACCAGAUGAAUCUUCGGGAAAGUCCGGCGCCAAGUUCUAUCAGAGUUAUGACAGGCUCUUCAUCCUGAAAACGUUGACUUCGGAGGAGGUGGAACGGAUGCAUUCAUUCCUUAAACAUUAUCACCCGUAUAUUGUGGAACGUCACGGCAAGACUCUUCUGCCCCAAUAUCUUGGCAUGUACCGGCUGACUGUGGACGGCAUUGAACAUUAUCUAGUCGCUACCAGGAAUGUUUUCUCCAACCACUUAAAUAUACACAAAAAAUACGAUCUAAAAGGGUCGACAGUGGAUCGUGAGGCAUCUGAGAAGGAGUUGGAGAAAGAGUUGCCAACGCUCAAAGACAACGACUUUAUAAAGCAAGGUGUUAGGAUCGACAUCGGAGACGCUGCAAAGGAGAAAUUGUUGGAGACACUUACAGCUGACGUUGAGUUCCUCACAAAACUCCAUCUGAUGGACUAUUCCCUUCUACUUGGAGUACACGAGUGUGGUCGAGGCGAAGCGGAAGCGGAAGCAGCGCGGCAGAAGGAAGCCGAGAACGACACAGAGAAUGAUUCCGAGUCUGACAGCGAUACUGACAAUCGCCAUGACAGAUGGGGUUUCAACACACCACCAGAUAGUCCGCGGGGCUUCGGUCGUCAGUCUUCUCUGCGAUAUGAGGGCAUCAUACCGGAACUGGAUAUCUACGCCAUACCCAGCCAAGAAGGAGCACCAAAGAAAGAAAUUUACUUCGUGGCGCUAAUUGAUGUCCUCACGCAUUAUGGAGUUAGAAAACAGGCGGCAAAAGCGGCCAAAACGGUAAAGUACGGCAGCAAUGUUGACGGCAUAUCGACCUGUGACCCCGAACAGUAUGGGAAACGCUUCAUCGAGUUCGUAGCUAAGGCCAUCGAAGGGAACUAAGUACAACGUCGGUAAUUUGUGCCUCUUUUAGUGCCAAUGGGUGGGCUUGAUGUCAUCUGUCAAUGUCAGCUGUCAUAAAACGAAUGUUUGACUAUUUACUCUAUGAACUUUGUUUAUUUACGACUAUGCAAUAUAUAUAAAUAUAUGUAUACUUUACCACUGUUUACCAUGUAUACGUUCAAAUUUAUGGUCAUGAUGCGCCCAACAUUGUUUCGUUUUAUAUAAAAUUUCGUCAAUCAUAACUAGAUUCAAGAAUUUCACAUAUGGCAGUUACUUGUAACGAAUAUAACUGAUUUAUGGAUAAGAAAAUGCUGACACUGUGUUUAUUAGUAAACAUUAAUUUUGUUGGAAUCGCAGUUGAUUAUUUUGGAUAAAGACUAUUUUGUAUUUUUAUAGUUUGCUAGAAUUUUUGUUAGGUUCCAGAUGGUAGGGGAGUUAUCAGGGUGUAGGUUAGCGGAUUGAGCACUAAAAGAGGUAUGAUCUUUUUCAACCAAAUAUCUGUCUUGGUAUGUCUAGGAAGUGUUAACUAAUAAAGCUUCAAAAAAUAUAAAUAAUUUAUAACUUCUAGUGUGAAAGUAAUUUUUAAAAACAGUAAAUACUAGAGGCUGUUUCUAAUUAAUUGUUAGUAGCAUUUUAGAGUGGGUAACACUGCGAUUCGCACAGUUCCGCUAGUUAGUUACAUAUUGUAACAAUUUUGCCCGUGUACGUGAUACUAUUAACUUAUACUUACUUUCUAUGUAUGUAUGGGAAUUGUGAAAAUACCUAUAAUAAAAGAUAUAAUACCAAAUGUCAACUGUCAAUGUCAACUGUCUUACAGUUAAAGGAAAGCGCAUUGCGGUAGCGAAAUGACGCCGAGUUGCUAACUCUAAAUAUAUAAGCAAAGUUUUACUGUUCUAUUAACAGAAGUUAUAAAUUGUUCCAAUUUUUUUUGCAUUUGGUAUACGUGUCUGGAUGAUAAGCCGUUAAACACCGGUUUUUUCUCAAAAUAUUUUGGAUUAUCGAAAGUGCCAUAAGGUAUAACACGAGUUUAACACGCAGUUAGUAAUACAUAUUUUAUGUAUUGUUCCAGUUAAAAUUUGACUUUGAUUAGCUAAUUUAGUAAUUAAAAUGAUCAUGAUAAUUCUUAAAUGAUAAUAUUUUUCGAUUAGGGUACCAAUUCAUCUUUAGGCGAAAAUAUGUAUGUGUGUAUAAUUCAACGACAAAUUCACUAACCGAUAUUGAUGAUUAUUAUAGAUUAUGAAAUCGAUAACAUUCAGUUGUAAUAUGUGGUGCCCUGUAUAAAUACAUUUUUGCGACAUUUUGUUGUUUUUCAAAGCUCAAUGCAGACGUGCAAUAUUAAUUGCGUUUCGAUUUAAACACAUUUGAACUGAUCUUGCACAUUUGCAAUAUUUUCCUAACUCGUUGCUAGCUGUUAUAAUGUUCCGCUAUAGGAUAGACGCUGAGAAAUUUAUAAUUGUUAAAUUAUCUUUAAAAAUUCGUGUUGCGAGAAGUAGUGGAGAAUGUGGUACCAUGGGAUGUAGGAGUUAAAAAAACUGUUUAAGCGCCAUCUAGCGAGAUAAGUUUUUGUUGCAUCUGAGAAAAAGUUUAAAGUCGUUUUUUCCUCGCAUGUAGAUUGCCUUACUUGAGACUGGCAUAAAGUUAAAACUAAUGCCAUAAUACAACCGUUUCGUGGUACCAAUUGAGAGAUAACUUGUCUAUAUUGAAAUUGUAUGUACCGUAAUUAAACGCUAUAAAUGAUAACUUUGCCAAUAUUAUUAGCUUAGUCCUUCUCUAGUGUAGUCGAAAUUAAUGUAAGGUUUUUGUUAUUUAUUAUUCUAAUGGGAAGACUUGGAUUGUUAUGGUCUACGUGAAUAUUAGGAAAUAGUAAAGUAUUAAAGACUUUUGUUGUUUCCCUAAUUUCGAGGUCUUGAUGUUAGUAUUAAUAAGUUGAAUUCACAUAUUAUGUCCAUAUACCAAAAAAUAUUACUUCAUUCAUAUAACAAGAGAUCAGCACAUACUUUUCUUGGAUGAUUAUAUGGAAAGCGUUGUUAAUUUUGCCAAUUUCAUUUUGUGGAUUGGAAUAUACCAACCGAUAUCAUUACAGAAAUACGUCAAAAAUGCACAAUUUGAAUGUUAUCGGCUCUAUGUUGUAUGUAGUUUUAUGUGCUAUAUUAUUUUAAUGGGCGAAAUCAGACUUAUUUAUUCCAAGUAAAGACAUUUGUGUCGGAAAAAUCGUCCAGUGUUGUAGUUAAAGUACUCAAAUUAAAUUAUUGUCAGUUUAUUAAUUUUAAAAAGUUUAUUAAAAAAUCAUGAAGUACUUUUGUUUUCAACUUUACCUCAUAGAGUUGAAUAUUGUAUUUGACUAUGAGUUUUUUUAUAUAAAAUGAUGUAUGUAAACUGCAAGGUGUCAGGAUAGUAGUAUUUUAUAAAAUAGCUUUGCUACUGUUUAAUUAUUGUAAUGUUUAUCCUCUAGUCUCAAUCUUGUAAAGACAAUGUAUAAAAUUAAAGAAUUUAAUUUUUUAAACAUUCGGUUUAUAAAGUUUCUGUCAA